AACAACCUGUUUUCCAUCACCAGCACGACCAUCGCUGUUGUCAGCACACAGCCUGAUAAGACACCAGAGAACCGCCGGAGUGAUCGAUCCAUUGUACACAGCUUCGAAAGACGAAAAUGACGCUCGUGGAGAUGUGCGUGCACAUGGACUGCCCCGGGUGCGAGAAGAAGAUCCGGAAGGCGGUGCAGCGGCUGGAAGGCGUGCACGACGUGGAGGUCGACAUGGCGCAGCAGAAGGUGACGGUGAGCGGGGACGUGGAGCAGAAGAAGGUGCUCAAGGCGGUGCGGCGGACGGGCCGGCGCGCCGUCCUGUGGCCGCUCCCCUACGCCGCGGGCGCGGCCGCCGGCGCCGCGCACGUCCUGGCGCAGCAGCAGCCAGCAGCAGGCGCAGGCGCAGGCGCAGGCCCGGCGCACGCCAGCCACGCGGCGCGGCCCACGUCCUCGUACAACUACUACAAGCAUGGCUACGACGACUCGAGCCUGUACGGCGCCUACUACCACCACGGCGCCAACUCGGCCGUCGCCGGCACCAGGUCCACCGACUACUUCAGUGACGAGAACGCGCAGGGGUGCUCCGUCAUGUGAUUGGCAGGAUCACAUGCAGGCAUGUAAAACUUCAGAGGUAUAAUUGAAGUGGGUGUGUGGAAGGUCUGGAAUUACAAGCCAUAUGCAAUAUAUGUGAUCGACAGACUUUGUUAACUUACAAGACAAGAGGAAAUAUCAACUAUCAAUCAGAUACAACAACAGAAGAUAAAAGCACCAAGCUGUGCCAGUCACGGAUUUACAGCUGAAAGAUCUGUUACAAUUACUUCCUAUUCUAACAGCCCCUCUUUGAUCACCCCAUUUGAUUUAGGUAGAAAUUAUACGCUUCAAGUUCUCUAAUUUUCUCGCCAAUAAUAUCUUGGUAAACUCAUCUGCAACUUAAACUCGUGAAAAAACAAAGUCAAUUUUCAGUAUUUUUCUUAA
This is a messenger RNA of Zea mays, 965 nucleotides long. RefSeq names its product heavy metal-associated isoprenylated plant protein 28. NCBI's taxonomy places the organism in Eukaryota, Viridiplantae, Streptophyta, Magnoliopsida, Poales, Poaceae. The record is from RefSeq and is a predicted model, not a curated record. Bases 117 to 584 code for a protein of 155 amino acids. The transcript is spliced from 2 exons. Gene Ontology annotation, molecular function: metal ion binding.